Trichogramma pretiosum is the source of this 3234-nucleotide messenger RNA. It is a transcript of the gene rk, whose product is annotated as lutropin-choriogonadotropic hormone receptor-like. Gene Ontology annotation, molecular function: G protein-coupled receptor activity; protein-hormone receptor activity; protein binding. Gene Ontology annotation, biological process: G protein-coupled receptor signaling pathway. Gene Ontology annotation, cellular component: membrane. NCBI's taxonomy places the organism in Eukaryota, Metazoa, Arthropoda, Insecta, Hymenoptera, Trichogrammatidae. The transcript is spliced from 14 exons. The annotation marks the transcript as partial. The record is from RefSeq and is a predicted model, not a curated record.
AUGUGGCUGCCAGUGCUGCUACCGAUCGCCGCUCUGCUCGGUGUCCCAGUGGUAUCGUCAAGUACGCCGACGCCGACGAAGCCGAGCCCACGAGGAUGCCAAAUGAUCGUGCGCAAGACCGGCGCUUCGGAAUUGAACUGCGUGCAGGCUGGUAUCGCCGAUCUGGCCCAGCUGCCUCGCUUUCCUCAAAUUACCAAAAUAGAUUUGACUAGCAAUAACCUGACCUUCAUUCCACCUAAGGCUUUUGUGGAUUAUCCGAACCUUCAUACUCUAUUAUUGAAACAAAAUCGUUUGCGUCAAAUCGAUGCUAAGGCUUUUGAGAAUCUUACGGGACUCUUAGUUUUAGAACUAAAUGAUAAUGAAUUAGAAAAUUUUUUAUUUCCUUCGGAACAACAAAUAGAGGAAUUAUCUUUAUCAAACAACAGAAUCUAUAAACUUGAGGCUUCAAGUUUCCGAGAUGCAAAACAUCUGUUGUCGUUAGAUCUUCGAGCAAAUCCAAUUAAAAAAAUAGAUGAGCAAGCUUUUCAGCAUCUACAUCGAUUGAAAAAAUUAACUUUGUCAAACACAAAAGUAUUAGAUAAAUUUCCCGACAUUAAAUCUUGCCGCUCACUUGAGAUAUUGCAAAUUGAUCGAGCUUCCCUUACUCAUGUGCCCGAUGAUCUCUGCCUGAAUUCGCCUAAAUUAAGGAGUUUAGAUCUCAAGUCUAAUUUACUGAUUACAAUGCCAAAUCUAAAAAAUUGUCAUGAACUGAGGGUCUUAGAUUUAGCAUACAAUAGUAUAUUAACACUGGAUGGCCGUCCAUUCGAAAACUUGAACAUGCUUUACGACCUUCUUAUACCAAAUAACAACAUAAAAAUCAUUUCAAAUGAAGCAUUCACUGGACUAACGCAACUACAAGUUCUAAAUCUACAAAACAAUCAAAUCGAGUUCAUUCAUCCGGAGGCUUUCAUCCACACUACGAAACUCGAAGAUUUAAACUUGGGUAACAACGUAUUUCCUUCCCUACCGGUCAAAGGUCUCUCGCACUUGCUUCACCUCAAGACCUUCAAUAAUCCAGUUCUAAGGGAAUUCCCAGCGCCCAGUGAAUUUCCAAGAAUCAGAACAAUGAUAUUGUCUUACGCUUAUCAUUGCUGUUACUUUGCCAAUCUGCCAGCGAGCUCAAAAUCUAGUGACUCUUCCGCCGAGGCCACCGAAAGGUCGCAAUUGUUGCAUGAGUCAGUGCUUUUUCCCUCGGACGACGAGUUUGAUCUGAGCUUAUGGAAUUCGAAUCUCACAGAUAUUUGGCCCCAAUUGAAUAACUUGAGCGAUAAAUUCGGCUCGAAAAUCAACGAGCUUUGGGACAACUUCGGUUCGGAUUUCACGUAUCCAGGUCACUUACCUGCCUAUCUCGAGGAGUACUUUGAAGACGAAAACAGCCAGACGACAAAAUCCGCUCAGUUAGACCCGCAGAACGUAAAAUGUCUGCCGCUUCCAGGUCCCUUCUCACCGUGCCGAGAUCUAUUCGAUUGGUGGACACUUCGUUGCGGCGUGUGGAUCGUCUUCUUGCUAGCCCUUCUGGGCAACGGUCUGGUCGUCUUGGUCCUCGUAUUUUCGCGCAGCAAAUUGGACGUACCGAGAUUUCUCGUCUGCAACCUCGCUGCAGCGGAUUUCUUCAUGGGCCUCUACUUAGCUUUCUUGGCCGUGGUGGACGUUGCAACGCUGGGCAGCUUCCGCAAACACGGCAUCCGAUGGCAGAUGUCUCGCAGCUGCCAGCUGGCUGGAUUCCUGGGGGUGCUCAGCUCGGAGCUCAGCGUGUACACCUUGGCCGUGAUCACUCUCGAGCGCAACUACGCCAUCACCCACGCGAUGCGUCUGAACAAGCGACUGACUCUGCGACGCGCCACUUGGAUCAUGAGCAUCGGCUGGCUCUUCGCCAUAUCGAUGGCUUCGAUGCCCCUCCUCGGCAUCUCGGAUUAUCGCAAGUUCGCCAUUUGCCUGCCCUUCGAGACGGAGGACCCGCUUUCUCUGGCCUACGUUGUCUUUCUCAUGCUCGUGAACGGGCUCGCCUUCUUCAUUCUCAUCGGCUGCUACCUGAGAAUGUACUACGCCAUCAGAGGCUCCCAAGCUUGGAACUCCAACGACACGAGGAUAGCCAAGCGAAUGGCCCUUCUCGUCUUUACCGACUUUCUCUGCUGGUCGCCGAUCGCUUUUUUCUCCCUCACGGCGGUCUUCGGAUUGCGCCUGGUCAGUCUGGAGGAGGCCAAAAUUUUCGCCGUCUUCGUGCUGCCCCUGAACUCUUGUUGCAAUCCCUUCCUCUACGCAAUUCUCACGAAGCAAUUCAAAAAGGACUGCGUACAGAUUUUCAAGUCGAUCGAGGAGUCGCGAAUCAACAAAACGAUCGGCAAGUGCCGCCACAACAGCUCCAACUUUAGCAACAAGCUCACUCCGGCCAAUACAAACAGUCAUUUGGCUGGAGGCUCAGGUUCCAGAGCUUUUCAACCACAGCAAAGUACCGUUUAUCAUCGAGUCAGCUGUCGUUGCGCUGUUCCAACUGCCGCGUUGACCAAGGACAAUCCACUGACUCACGUAGACGAUUCCGUUGACGCCGAAGAAAGGCGCUUGGCCUGUUGGUUGCGAGGAAAGCUCAACUGGUCGUGUUUCGGAAAUCGGAGCUCGCGUCGUCAAAGACAUGUCGAUGAUAAUUCGCCCGCAAACGAAAUGACAUUUGGUGCCUCGGCAAACGCGAGAAUCGACCGUAAAAUAGCCUCUUCCCUGUCGUUCAGCGAAAAUUACUCUUCGUCUCGAUCAGAUUCAUUGAAAAAUCAACAAUGUAGCUCGUCCGUUCAAAUGAGAAUUCUCGAUGGCCAGCGUCGGAGCUCGUCGUGGCUAAGCAGCCGCAAGGCCUCGUCGGAUUCGAAUCUGAGCUCUUCUCGCAACGAUUCGUCGGGAUCGGGCACAACGGCGAGCACGAGCACGUGGCACACUCGAUCGAGCGCCGCUUCUCACGAGUCCGCUUGCCGAUCCAAGACUCCUAGACUGCAACGCCAGCACGCCGUUCAAGAGCCCGACUCUCCUGCUUCUCCUGCGAGGGCGGCUCUAAUGGUGCGCCCCCUGGCUACCAUACCCUCGGCCGCCGAGGUCAGCGAGCUGUGCGACGAAGAGACCAAUGUUGUCCCACCCGACGUGGUUGAUGUUGGCUCGGAUCGGCUCGGAGACGAAGCUGACGCCAGCCUCAAGAAUAAGUCCCUCGGCGGU